This is a messenger RNA of Scophthalmus maximus (turbot), 2231 nucleotides long. It is a transcript of the gene alg10, whose product is annotated as ALG10 alpha-1,2-mannosyltransferase. The coding region runs from base 249 to 1673 and encodes 474 amino acids. The transcript has 3 exons. Gene Ontology annotation, biological process: dolichol-linked oligosaccharide biosynthetic process; protein N-linked glycosylation. Gene Ontology annotation, molecular function: dolichyl pyrophosphate Glc2Man9GlcNAc2 alpha-1,2-glucosyltransferase activity. The record is from RefSeq and is a predicted model, not a curated record. Gene Ontology annotation, cellular component: endoplasmic reticulum. NCBI's taxonomy places the organism in Eukaryota, Metazoa, Chordata, Actinopteri, Pleuronectiformes, Scophthalmidae.
GCGUGUUUCGGAAGCGUACCGCGCAGCUGUCAAAAGCCCAAACUCUUCCGUUUACAGAACAACAAAACAACAACAGGGACUUGGGCCAGUGUCCCUCUGAGCGGAGGCUGAGCGUUGAUCUUGAUAAACGAGUCUAGUCGUGAUGCGGUUCACACAACAUUACACCAGCUAGCUUCCGGACCGCGUUCUUUUUCCACUUUCGCCUCGCCUCAGGGUUAUUGUUGUUGUUGUUGUUGUUUUUUACGGACAUGGAGAAAUUUGAAGGCUACAUCUUCACCGCUCUCUGCAGCACCAACUUUUUCGUGUCCUGCCUGCUGUUCUCCAGAGUCACCCGGGAGCAGCGGGAGCCCUACAUGGACGAGAUCUUCCACGUCCCGCAGGCGCAGAAGUACUGCCACGGCAGGUUCAACGAGUGGGACCCAAUGGUCACCACCCUCCCAGGCCUCUACCUGAUCUCCGUAGGCGUCAUCAAGCCCUUGGUGUGGCUCGCCGACCUGACCGGCAGGGUGGUAUGCUCCACGGCCAUGCUGCGCUUCGUCAACCUGCUCUUCAACUGCGGCAACCUCUACCUGCUCUAUCUGCUCAUCGGCAAGCUGCACCUCAGGGAGAAGACACGAACGACCUCACGCCGCGUCCUGUCGGCGCUGUCGCUGUCCACCUUCCCCGUGCUCUAUUUCUUCAACUUCCUCUACUACACCGACGCCGGAUCCACUUUCUUCAUCCUCUUCGCCUACCUCAUGACGCUCUACGGCUGCCACAAAGCCUCCGCGUUCCUGGGGAUGUGCUCCGUGCUCUUCCGCCAGACCAACAUCAUCUGGGUGGCCUUCUGCGCCGGCACGCUGGUGGCCGCCAAAAUGGACGAAGCCUGGAGGGUGGAACAUACGAAAAAGAGGGAUGAGAAGUCUCCACCGUCGCAAGUUCCCCUGUCGUUCAGCGGCGCUAAGAAAAUAAUACUGUUCACGAUUGAGUUCCUCACCUCGGCCAGUCACGUGAAGGCCGUCCUGCUGGUGGCCUGGCCUUACGCGGUGGUCGGCGUUGCUUUCUUGGCGUUCAUGGUGCUGAAUGACGGGAUCGUGGUGGGGGACAGGACGAGCCACGAGGCUUGCUUCAACUUCCCUCAGCUCUUCUACUUCUUCUCCUUCACACUCUUCUUCUCCGCGCCCGUCUCACUUUGUUACCACCGUGCCCUCCGCUUCCUGCAGGCUCUGAAAAAACAGCCUUUGUUCUUCCUCUCCGUCACCGCCGUCUCCCUGCUCCUGGUGUGGAAGUUCACCUUUGUCCACAGGUACCUCCUGGCAGAUAACCGCCAUUUCCCCUUCUACGUGUGGAAGAAUCUUUAUCAGCGGCACGAGCUGGUGCGCUUCCUCCUCGUCCCGGCCUAUGUGUUUGCCGGGUGGAAUUUUUUGGACUCGUUCAAGUCACGCUCGCUCUUCUGGAGUUUGGCCUUCCUGGUGUGCCUCCUGGCCGCCACAGUCCCCCAGAAGCUGCUGGAGUUCCGGUACUUCAUCGUUCCCUACCUGAUGUACCGCCUGCACAUGCCUCUACCCUCUCUUCCCAGACUCAUCCUCGAGUUCCUCCUCUACAUGGCGGUCAAUGCCGCCACCAUUUACAUUUUCAUCGCAAAGGCUUUCCGCUGGCCGGACAGCACCGCCGCGCAGAGGUUCAUGUGGUGAACACGAAGUGAAGCUGGCAUUGGAAAUAAAUCACAAGUAACUUGACUCAAAACAGCGAAUCAAAUCUUAAGGAUUUGUCCAGUGCUACUUCACAGAGAAGCACAACAGGCGUGACAUUGUAAAAGUCAAAGGAAAGCCUCUGUCAUAUCUCAGCAAGUCGUUUCUGACCGGUGUAAUCCACAGGUGUUGGGUACACGUCAGAUGUCCAGGUUUUUUAAAGGCGACAUAUUAUGCUCAUAUUCAGGUUCAUACUUUUAAUUUCCUCUUACUGCCCAUUCCUGCAGCUCCUCUUUUCACCCUCUGUUUAAAACGCCUGGAUUUAUUUUAGCCCCGCCCUCCCAUUUAGCCCCAGUUUGCUCUGAUUGGCCAGCUGGCCCAAGUCUGUUGCGAUUGUCAACCGCUUUCAAAACGUGUAGAGGAGAUGUCACGGGCCUUCACCAGAGAAGUGGAGAUUCUCAGAUUGCAGGCGGGGUUACCCCAAAGGGGUCCAACUGUGACAUCACAGAGAGAGAUAAAUCUGAACCAGUUGUUCAGAGCCAGGCUGUAGGCUUUAGCCAC